Molecule: messenger RNA, 3277 nt
Organism: Daucus carota subsp. sativus
Lineage: Eukaryota; Viridiplantae; Streptophyta; Magnoliopsida; Apiales; Apiaceae
Product: F-box/LRR-repeat protein 15
Exons: 18
Coding region: 211-3081 (956 amino acids)
Molecular function (GO): protein binding
Source: RefSeq, a predicted model, not a curated record
ACGAUAAAAACAGCUGCCCAAGUUUUAUUACAAAACUGGAAUAUAUACAAUACAUACACAUAUAUACUUACAUAUAUUUAUUGUCAUUACCGCCGAUCUUUUUCCUAGACGAACACAGAGAGGUUUCAUGUUUAUCAACAUUGAAGCACCAGAUCAGAUCUAGUCUCCCUCUCUCUCUCUCGAGGUUUUGAAGGAGAUAAGGAGGUUGUAAUGGAUAAUUCGUACGAGGGGAUGGAAAUUGAAGAUGAUCCUGAAAGAACUGAUACAGAAGAGAUGGAAUUUGUGUCGGGGUUUGACGAGGCAUUUGGCUUGAAUAAUUUUCUUGGAGGUAAAUUGAUGAGGCGUCGUCAAAUUGCUGCUGAGUCGUCAAGUAGUGGCCAGGGUGGAACAGAAGUUAACUUGAAUUUGGCACUAGGUGGCGCCCCCUCUUCCUCGUCAUCAGCAUCAGCUGUACCGGAAAGGGAGAUUCCUGAUCAUGAUUCUCAUAAUAAACGGCCUAAAGUUCACUCUUUUUCGCUUGAUUGGGACAACCAGUUUGCAUCUGCCUCUUUGGAAAAUGACAGUUAUGAUUUUCUGGGAAAGGGUUAUAACAUUAACCAGGGUUCCUUCAAAAAUGAAUUUCAUUAUCUCUCACCAAUUCUGAAUGAUCGAAAGUCUGAAAAUAUUACUGAUUCUAGUAAUGGGAGGGACAUUAAAGAGGGCGAAGUGCGGAUGGAUCUAACUGACGACUUAUUGCACAUGGUCUUUUCUUUUUUGGACCAUAUCAAUCUUUGUCGAGCAGCCAAGGUUUGUAGGCAAUGGCGAACUGCUAGUACUCAUGAAGAUUUCUGGAAAAGAUUGGAUUUUGAGAAUCGGAACAUAUCUUUGCUACAAUUUGAGGACAUGUGUCGUCGAUAUCCAAAAGCAACUCAACUAAAUCUUAAUGGCACACCUGCUAUUUACCUGCUAGCAAUGAAGGCUAUGUCUUCUCUGAGGAAUCUUGAGGUUCUAAUAGUGGGCAAAGGACAACUAGGAGAAAACUUUUUCCAAGAUUUGACAGGCUGCAGUAAGUUGAGAAGUUUGAUUGUUAACGAUGCUACUCUUGGUAAUGGUAUUCAAGAGAUACCUAUCUAUCACGAUCAAUUGCGUCAUCUUCAGAUUGUAAAAUGUCGGGUGCUUCGAAUAUCUGUCAGAUGUUCUCAACUUCAAACCCUGUCUUUGAAGAGGAGUAGUAUGGCACAUGCUGCACUGAACUGCCCUCUUUUGCUUGACCUUGAUAUAGCCUCCUGCCACAAGCUUUCAGAUGCUGCAAUUCGUUCUGCAGCGAUGUCAUGCCCUCUUUUGGAGUCUUUGGAUAUGUCGAAUUGCUCAAGUGUUAGUGACGAGACGUUACGUGAGAUAGCUCAUACUUGUGUUAGUCUCCAUGUUCUUAAUGCUUCAUACUGCCAAAACCUCUCACUAGAGUCUGUGAGACUGCCGAUGUUGACAGUUCUCAAGCUUCACAGUUGCGAGGGCAUUACUUCAGCAUCGAUGACUGCAAUUGCUUAUAGCUAUAUGUUGGAGGUUUUGGAGCUUGACAAUUGUAGCUUAUUGACUUCUGUUUCGCUGGACCUUCCUCGCCUGCAGAACAUAAGACUAGUACACUGCCGAAAAUUGAUCGAGUUAAAUUUGCGAAGUGUGGUGCUAUCAUCCAUCAAAGUUUCUAAUUGCCCUUCACUCCAGCGAAUAAGCAUCACAUCAAAUUCAUUACAAAAACUAGUGUUGCAAAAACAAGAAAGUUUGACUACACUAGCACUUCAAUGCCAAUCUUUGCAUGAGGUGGACCUUACAGACUGUGAAUCACUGACAAAUUCUAUCUGCGAAGUAUUCAGUGAUGGUGGUGGAUGUCCGAUGCUAAGAUCAUUAACUCUUGAUAAUUGUGAGAGCCUGACAGUUGUGAGCUUCCGUAGUACAACCUUGGUGAAUCUGUCUUUAGCUGGUUGCCGUGCUAUUAUCUCUCUUGAACUCAAUUGCCCUUUUCUCGAGCAUGUCUCUCUGGAUGGGUGUGAUCAUCUUGAAAGAGCAAACUUUUGCCCAGUUGGUCUUCAGUCUCUAAAUCUUGGAAUAUGUCCCAAACUGAAUUCUCUUCAUAUUGAAGCAGAGCGUAUGGUGUUGCUUGAAUUGAAAGGGUGUGGUGUAUUAUCUGAAGCUUCUAUUAAUUGCCCUCUAUUAACCUCUCUGGAUGCCUCAUUUUGCAGUCAACUAACAGACGAUUGCUUGUCUGCAACCACAACUUCUUGUCCACUCAUUGAAUCAUUGAUCUUGAUGUCAUGCCCUUCUGUUGGGCCCGAUGGUCUCUCAUCUUUGCGUUGGCUUCAACAUUUGAUCUCACUUGAUCUGUCCUACACUUUUUUGACGAAUUUGCAGCCAGUUUAUGACUCAUGUUUGCAGUUGAAGGUUCUAAAGUUGCAAGCAUGCAAGUAUUUAACUGACUCGUCACUGGAGCCUCUUUACAAGAAUGGUGCCCUUCCCUCACUAUGUGAUUUGGACUUGUCAUAUGGGACCUUGUGCCAAUCUGCCAUUGAGGAGCUUCUUGCUUGUUGUACACAUCUAACUCAUGUAAGCUUGAAUGGUUGUGUAAACAUGCAUGACCUCAAUUGGGAUUCUGAUGCUUAUCAACUACCAGUACCAACCACUGAUAUGGGGUUGUCAUCUGACCUGCCCAAUCGUUUGCUGCAAAACCUUAACUGUGUUGGUUGUUUAAACAUCAAGAAAGUUACUAUUCCGUCAGUGGCGAAAUGUUUACAUCUGUCAUCUUUGAACCUUUCCUUAUCUGCAAAUCUGAAAGAAGUUGACCUUGCGUGUUACAACCUGUGCUUUCUCAAUCUGAGCAACUGUUGCUCUUUGGAAAUUCUCAAGCUUGACUGCCCCAAAUUGUCCAGUCUUUUCCUUCAGUCCUGCAACAUCAAUGAAGACGCUGUUGACGUUGCCAUAUCGCAGUGUAACAUGCUAGAGACACUCGACGUUCGCUUUUGUCCGAAGAUACAUCCAGUAAGUAUGGGUAGGUUGCGUGCUGCAUGCCCCAGCCUUAAACGUAUCUUCAGCAGCCUGGCUUCUAUGUAAAUCGUUGAAGAUCUUCUUGUGUAAUUGCUUUAAUACAGUUUAGCUGCUAUUUUAUCUACAUUUCGUAAGUUGUACAUGUGUGUUGAGUUAAAUUUGCUUCAACUUUGUGAGUGAGAUCGUUAAAAUAUAGGAUGCAUGAGAUAUCUGUAAUACAAUAGAGCUUUUUUUUUAAAAGAAUAAUUGUUUGUUUGUUGUA